UCAUUUAUUCUAUGUUUGGCGCGUAUAUUAACCACCACCGGCAAAACACCCACAAAAAAAGCGAGCACGCAUAAAGAAAGAUCAAAACUUCCCCAUCCCUCUUCCAAAAUCCAUCCCUCAAAAAAAAUAAAAAAAAAUACUCCUUUCGAAAUUUCGCAAAAAAAAUCGAAGCCGAAAAAAAAAAAAAAGUUUCAGCUUUAAGGAAAGAGAUCAAGCGACUGAGAGUGGUGUGGAGACAGAACCAACCACGAUCUGUGGUUUUUUUUUUUUUUCUUCCUUUCUCCAAUCUCAGGAAGAAAAAAAGUUUCUUCCCGACACUCCCAUUUGAUCGGAGAGCUCGACAUUGGUGGGUUCUGUUUCGCCGCUCCGACUAAAGGUUAGGGUAAAACAAAAAUGGAGCGGUACGGUGGCGCCGGAGAAGAUGAGUCGCGGUCGGAUCCAUCACAUGAAUGGUCCGCUCCAGGAACCGAAACUGGUAUUGAAGCUUCGAUGUGGCGGUUAGGGUUGCGAGGCGCUGGAGGUGGAGGUGAAUCGUUCCCGGAGCGACCCGAUGAACCCGAUUGUAUCUAUUUUUUACGAACCGGUGUUUGCGGGUACGGGUCUAGAUGUCGGUUCAAUCACCCACGAAACCGUGCUCCGGUCUUGGGAAGUCUCAGAACAGAAGCUGGAGAGUUCCCUGAGAGAAUGGGACAGCCUGUGUGUCAGCAUUUUAUGCGGACAGGAACAUGUAAAUUUGGUGCUUCUUGUAAGUAUCACCAUCCUAGACAAGGAGGAGGAGGAGGAGAUUCUGUUACUCCUGUCUCACUAAAUUACAUGGGAUUUCCAUUACGCCCGGGGGAGAAAGAAUGCUCCUAUUUCAUGAGAACCGGUCAGUGUAAAUUCGGUUCCACCUGUCGAUAUCACCAUCCCGUCCCUCCUGGUGUGCAAGCUGCAUCGCAGCAGCAACAACAGUUAUCUGCUGGUCCAACUAUGUAUCCAUCGCUUCAGUCUCAAUCCGUUCCUUCAUCGCAGCAAUACGGAGUAGUUCUAGCUAGACCUCAGAUUUUACCUGGCUCCUAUGUUCAAAGCCCUUAUGGUUACGGUCAAAUGGUUAUUCCUCCCGGUAUGGUUCCAUACUCGGGCUGGAACCCUUACCAGGCUUCUGUAAGUGCCAUACCUUCUCCUGGGACUCAACCGUCAAUUGGAACCAGCUCUGUUUAUGGAAUUACGCCGUUAUCUCCUUCAGCGCCUGCCUAUCAAUCCGGUCCAUCUUCUACCGGUGUUACAAAUAAGGAACAAACUUUUCCUCAGCGACCUGAACAACCCGAAUGUCAAUACUUUAUGAGAACCGGAGAUUGUAAAUUCGGAUCCUCAUGCAGAUUCCAUCAUCCUAUGGAAGCAGCAUCGCCCGAGGCAAGUACCCUCAGCCACAUUGGCCUCCCACUUCGUCCCGGCGCAGUGCCAUGCACUCACUUUGCGCAACACGGUAUUUGCAAGUUUGGGCCUGCCUGCAAAUUCGACCACUCCUUGGGCUCUUCUUCACUAAGCUACAGCCCAUCCCCUUCUUCGCUCACGGACAUGCCCGUCGCACCUUACCCUCUCGGGUCCUCCUCGCUCGGCACAUUAGCUCCAUCAUCAUCAUCAUCCUCAUCUGACCAACGCACUGAGCUUCUCUCUUCCAGCUCUAUUGAACCUAUAACCACAGCAACAAGUGGCUCAGAAACUGUGGCUGCUGGAGUCUCUUCUUCUUCUUCUAUGACCAGCGGUGUGAGCCAUCCCGAGCCUGCUGAGACCAAUAAAGGUGACUCAGCUAGCAUUGAGGCUAAAACUUCAAGUUAAAGAGACAAAUCUCAAAGGAGAGAAGAGAAUCUCUCUCUAAUCUUCAUAGAUUAUUUAUCUCUCUUAUUCUCUCUUUCUCUCUUCUUCUUUUCAUCAAACUUUCAUGAACUCAGGAACAUAAAAAGGAUAUUUUUUGGGCGGAGAGACAACAACAGGAAACAAAGCAGAGAGAUAGACAAAAGGAGCUCUCUCUAGUCCUCUGUGUUAUGUCUCUCCUCUUAGGUCUCUCUUACCAUGUUCAUAUUAUUCCUUCAUACGGCCAUCUCUCUGUCUUUUGUUGUUUUUUUCUUUUCUUUUUGGAAACGUUGAUUAAUAAAAUGGCCUUAUAUAUAUUCACAACAAUCAUCUGAUUACUUAGAA
Arabidopsis lyrata subsp. lyrata is the source of this 2178-nucleotide messenger RNA. RefSeq names its product zinc finger CCCH domain-containing protein 58. The record is from RefSeq and is a predicted model, not a curated record. Bases 394 to 1818 code for a protein of 474 amino acids. Gene Ontology annotation, molecular function: mRNA binding; metal ion binding. NCBI's taxonomy places the organism in Eukaryota, Viridiplantae, Streptophyta, Magnoliopsida, Brassicales, Brassicaceae. The transcript is spliced from 7 exons.